CUGAGGGGACCGUGGACAGCUCCGGUGUGAGCGGCAGAGUAACGCCGGAGGAGGAGAGGAGGACAUGGGGGAGGACCAGGCCCGGACCACCGACACUAACACACCGAGUUCAUGUGCACACGCCGGGGAGGAGACGCGAACACACCGAGGAGCCGGAGAGGCCUGACGAGCACCGGGGAGCAGCCGACGGAGUGAAGCCACCGGGGCGGGGGGGGGACGCGGUUCUGACCCAUCCCGGGGAGCAGUGGCGGAGGGACGGACAAGGAGGAGAGAAAAUUCCGCUCGACCGGAUGGACUGAGCCAGAUGAAUGAAGACUGCCUACACUAACGCCUAUCGAUGCCUGGCCAAGGACCUGGACGCUUACGCCAUGAACACGGACAUGACAAUGGACGGCAUCGGCAGCCUCCACGGCGGGGUGGCGGUGAGCUCCGUGGCCCCUGACGCGGAGCUGAUGAGCGGCCACAGCCCGCAUCACGGCCGCGGCGGCUCGUCGGGAGGACACGGGGCGGCGGCGGCGGCUGCGGCGGCGGCGGCGUCCACCCUACGGAUACACCAGGACCUGGCCUCCCGCUCGGCCAUGGUGUCCGGCAUGGCCACCAUCCUGGACGGCAGCGGGGAGUACCGGCCGGAGCUGUCGCUGCCGCUGCACCACGCCAUGAGCGUCCCCUGCGACACGUCCUCUCCCGGGAUGGGGAUGAGCGGCACCUACACCACGCUGACGCCGCUGCAGCCGCUGCCGCCCAUCUCCACCGUGUCCGACAAGUUCCACCACCAUCACCACCACCACCACCACCACCAGCGGCUGUCCGGGAACGUCAGCGGCAGCUUCACCCUGAUGCGGGACGAGCGGGGGCUCCCGGGCAUGAACAACAUCUACAGCCCGUACAAGGACCACAUGUCCGGGAUGGGUCAGAGCCUGUCCCCGGUGCUGGGCAACGGCCUGGGCUCCAUCCACAACACCCAGCAGGGGCUCCACAACUACGGCUCCACGACGCACGGCGGCCACGACAAGAUGCUCAACUUCGACCACACCGCCUCCAUGCUGGCCCGGGGGGACCACCACCACCAGCACCGAGGCCUCGCCGGCCCCGCGGCCGGGAUGAUGCCGCACCUGAACGGGAUGCACCACCCGGGGCACGCGUCCUCGGCGGGACACCACCCGCACCCCCACCUCCAGUCUCCGAACCACGGGCCCGUGCUGGCGUCCACCCGGGAGCGGCCGCCCUCCUCCUCGGGGACGCAGGGGGGCAGCGGCUCGGGGCAGCUGGAGGAGAUCAACACCAAGGAGGUGGCGCAGCGGAUCACGGCGGAGCUGAAGAGGUACAGCAUCCCGCAGGCCAUCUUCGCCCAGCGGGUGCUGUGCCGCUCCCAGGGGACCCUGUCGGACCUGCUGAGGAAUCCCAAACCCUGGAGUAAACUAAAGUCGGGCCGGGAGACCUUCAGGAGAAUGUGGAAGUGGCUGCAGGAGCCCGAGUUCCAGAGGAUGUCCGCGCUCAGACUGGCAGCCUGCAAACGGAAGGAGCAGGACACGGCGAAGGACCGCAACAACACGCCAAAGAAGUCGCGGCUGGUCUUCACCGACCUGCAGCGGCGCACCCUGCUGGCCAUCUUCAAGGAGAACAAGCGGCCGUCCAAGGAGAUGCAAAUGACCAUCUCGCAGCAGCUCGGCCUCGAACUCACCACCGUCAGCAACUUCUUCAUGAACGCCCGCCGCCGGAGCCUGGACAAAUGGACAGACGACGGAGCCAGCCCCGGCGCCCAAUCGUCGGCGUCGAGCACUUGUACCAAAGCGUGAUAGUAGACGGCGAGGACGGGGAUAAAGGGACGGGGGUCGGGGUGGGUCGACAUGGGAGGGACGGAGGUUUCGUCCGGUCGAAAGCGAGGCGGAAAACUUUUUACGAUAUUUUUGUUUGUCUGUUUUUGCUUUGGGUGACAAACUGAGAGAGGGGCUGCUCACUGCCACGACUUGUUGUAGCCGAAACCGCCUUUUGUUCAAACUCAUCGUCUGUCCAUAUAGAAGCCAAAAAAAAGGGUCAAACUCAUCUCUAAAAACAAAACCUCACUGGGGAGGGGAAACAAAACAACUUUUUGAAUCCUAGGCUUUCACUGCUACACACUAGCCCAGAUACCAAAGACUAGAAGACGUGUGUUUUCUAUUAUGCAAUAUAAGCUAGGAACCAACCAAACAUGAAACCGAGGAAAGCUUUAGGACUGCAGAAUGUGACGGAAGCUCUGUGAUGAGAACAUUUUCUGGUAAACUCUCGAAAUAUCCAAAGACGCAUCGGUUCCGGUGCACAAUUCUCAUUGAGAAGAAGGUUUUAGAAAUUUACAUGAAUUCAGGUCAGCUAGUGGAGUUUUUUUUUUUUUUUAACCAAAUCAAAGACAAACAAGGUUAGAAAGAGAAAAUCUCAGUCUGACAGAAUAACCUCAAUACAAAGUCUAUUAACUAACUUGGACUGAUUGAGAUUAUUUAAUGAAAAAGUACAAAAAUUCUUUAUCUGACUCAGUAAACUGAGGUUUGACUGUGUUGCCGACAAAACUGAUCAAUUUAUCUAUCUUGUAAUUGACAGCUGGAUAAAAAAAAGUGUUAAUUUGACAAUACAGUCUCUGUUUUUACGUUAAAAACUAACCAAAGAUGAGAAAUGAAGAGUUGGUUUCCAAAAUGUUGACCAAAGGAAAACAUGUGAAGACUGAUUACUAUUUUUUUAAACUAAUAACUAACUUUCUUUUGGAAAAUGGUGAAAUUUCUGCCAUUUUACUUGGAUGAAACUCUUCAAUUUUACUUAAAAAAGGCAACAUAUGAUGUUAUUCACAAAAGAAUUAACCAAAAGGCUAGAAUUGAAGAGCUGGUGUCCAAAAUGCUCCAAAAUAAAUGUGUGAAGUUGGAUCUCUUAAAUAUAUAAAGUAGAACUAAAACUGACCAACCCUCUUUCCAAAAAUGAUGAAAUUUCUGUUAUUGUUUUGCACGAGACUCUUCAGUUUCACUUUAAAAAUGGCAACAUGAUCAUUUCCAGAUAACUAAAUGACCAAGAGUUGGUUUCAAAAAUGUUCCAUAAGGAAAAUGUGCGAAGACGAAUUAUCACUAUUUUCAUAACUAAACCAAUUUUCUUUUGGAAAAUGAUGAAAUUUCUGCUAUUUUUUUGGACAAAGCUCUUCAGUUUAACUAAAACAAAAAGGCAAAGUGAUGAUUUUCACAUAACUAAAAGACCAGAAUUGAAGAGUCGGUCUCCAAAAUGUUCCAAAAUGAAAAGUGAAUUUCUGGAAAACUAACUAAAGGUAACCAACUCUACUUUAGAAAAUGACAAAAUUUCUGCCAUUUGUUUUGGACGAAACUCUUCAAUUUUACCAAACAAAAAGCAACAUGUGUUGAUUCGACUCUUUAAAGGGGGCAGUGAGGAUUCUUUAAGGUAGGAAAUGACAAUAUAUGCAAGCACAAACACACACCGACACACACCAAGGCACAUGCAACUUCCUCAUGAUUUGAGCCGACACAUAGAAACGACGAAGCUUCCUCUGCUUACUUAGCAUUCAGUGGAGUCUUAGUGUGACGUGAAUAUGAAUAUGUACAAUGUAUGUGAGCACAAUCUUGAAGCACAUUUUCUUUGCAAUAGAACCGGAGCUCUCCGCCAGCCGAGUGGUCUUCACAUCUUAGAAAAACUCAGGAUGCCAUUUUUUUCUAAACAGUGGCUGAAAUCCAUUCGGCAUCUGUCAUUACACAUCGUACUGUACCGAUGUCCACAGCAACACACACACAGACACACACUUUCGCCAACAAACACACUUGCUUUACAGAAACACAACUUUAAAGAGUCAUUUCCCAGAAUUCCCUGUUUCCUGACCGAUGCUGUCAGCUUAAACCAAAGCUAAGCCCCAGUUUGCCCCGGCUUCACCCACCCCAUCAUAUGUGUUACCAUGGUAACUCAUCCACGAGGACUUUCCACCAAGCCUCUUAGCAUUAAAACAGUCUUUGUUGACAAUUAGAGCAAAGGUUCUGUUUAUGCAGGUGACUGCUGGUGCUGUUUGGUGACCAUUUAUAACCACUGGAGCCAAACCUGUGGUAAAAAGUGGAUUUAGAGAUUUGGAAAUGCAACUUGUAAUGUACAAACUCAACAUGCACCAUCUCUACAACAUCUUCAAGACUGUAUCACUGGCUUCUCCCUGUUUAGAUGGGCAUAAAAUCAUACAAUUCAUUGAACAAAGUCCUUAUUUCAUACAGUAUCCAGAGAAAACCUGCAAUCCUUAACACAAUUAUCUGCCAGAAAAAGCUGUUUUCAUUGGAAUUUCCCAAAAAGUACUUGUGUUUACCCACAAUUUCAAGUAUUACAAGCCAGAGUUAGGCAUUGAAUUGAAGUUCAAAUUACAGAUUGCUGAACAAGUUCAACAGAAUACUGAACUUCAAGAGCUUGUGGGCUUUCGAACCACUAGUUUCUCGAGUCCUUUCAGCCAAAGUUUGUGGAAGAAGCCCAAAUAUAACAAAACAAGGUUGUCUGGCACUCAAGGUCUUGGUAUGCUGUUAGAGAAAGUUACCAAAACUGUCAGAAAAACUUGAAGAACAGAACCUUUUAGGAGAAAAGACCUACAGGAAGCUAGUUCUUAUGUAAUGGCUUUGAAACAUGUCAUGAAUUUGUGCUUACUUCAUUAAAUUUUGACAGCUGAAAAAGGUUGAAACCUGCUCAGACAAAUCAGAUUUUGCCGUUUUGGUGCAAAUCCAGCUGUAAAACUAAGAUGCUUUGUGGACGCCUCACACCAUCACAGAUAUAAACCAAAUAAACCAACCAGUAACUCCCAUCUCAUCGACGCAACCACAGAACCGUCUGAACCAGCGGAGGACGAACUGUCCAGGCGGAUCAGGGCCUUUGUAAUAGUUAAAGAGGACAAUCUAAAGACGAUGCCUGGCGAGUUCGUCUCUUCCAGAAGGUCAGCGGGCUGGAAAACAACCGGAUGUGUGUAAACGCUACAAACAAAUCAGUUUAAUACGGUUUUAAUUUGUUGAGCGACAUCAGCUGCAAUCCAGAUGUCUGAGCAGUAACAAAAACUCAACGUUAGGGUUUUGUUUGCAGCGUAGGAAAGUUGGAUGUUUGGUAAAAGGGAUGUUCAGCCUCAGACAGAUGGACCGAGACACACGAAAGAUUUCUUCGUCUGUCUCUGUGGUUGUUUUGCGUCCGAACAUCCAAAUCCCUCAACCCCCACUGAUUUCAACGUGAUACCGUCACAGUGUACAGCUUUUACACGCGAUGUAAAUACUAACGCACCCAAAAAACCUCAACCGCCAUCACCUCCAGCUCUGUUCUAGCAGCCUUCACCAUCACUUCAUCCAUCAUCUUUCACUCGAGCUAUCAAACCAAAAAAAGAGAAACCAAACCAAAGGAAAGGCGUCAGUCAGCAGCCCCUGCUCCUUAGAAACCCCAGGCUGAGUCUCGGCCUGGUUAGAGGCAAGCCAAAGGCUUUAAGAACGAUUUAAAAUGAAAAAAAAUGGACACGAGACUUUUUCUAUUUAUUGACAAAUCGAAACCAAAGAAAACCUUUUUCUGCACCUAACUGUUCCAACAAACGGAAAAAACUUACUGAAGAUGGAGGAGAAUUAUUACCAAAAAAACAAAACAAAAAAAAACAACAAAAAAAGAGUGGCGGCGACGAUGUUGAGGACGAUGACGAGGAGACGGAGGAUCGAAGGAAGGACGACAUCGCGGGAGUGAAGUAGUAGCUUUGUUCUGCCUGAUGUUGCGUCAGGCCAUCUUUAAGGGGAAGCAAGUUGGGGACUGAAAAAGGGUAAAAAACCACACGGGAAGGAGGGAAGGAACGAAAUCGGAGGAUGCCGGCGACCAUAUUUUCUUCCCUCCGACACCCGAAGUAAAAAAAGGCAGAACAUUAAUGUGUCUCUCACGGUUGAAGAGUGUCUUUAACGUGUGCCUAUGCAGUUUUUCAAAGUAAAAAACGGUUAAAAGAACAACAGAAACCUCAUCAGCUAACAAACCAAAGAUUCACGUCAACUCCAGUAGCAGUCCUCCUCCCCCUGUAAGGGAAAAAAAAACUCCUCUUUUGUUAACCAGCAUGUUGUGGGUUUUAAUUUAUGUUUUCUGCUAAACAUUCUGGGUUAGCAAGUCGGCUAAUCGAGCUAGUUUGUCCUUUAACUAGUAGCAUUUCCUUCAUUCUGUUAGCCUUAUUAAAAUCGACAAACUUAGCUUUGAUUUUUCCUGUAGAGCAUUUUCACAGCUAAAACGUCUUUUAUUUUGACGGGUUGUUCCUUCAGCAUGGAAAAUCCUCAAGUCUCCCAAUACUGAUGACAUCAAACCACAAACUUCUCCACAUUAAGACUAAAAUAUUUAAGAAUCCAUCGUAGUUUUUCACACAGGUCAAAGCCUACCUCCAACAAUUUCCACUAUUCUCAACCAAGAUCCAGAAAAACACCGACUGUUUGAAAUACUUCCACUUUCCAUCUCUGCUUCCACCUAGUCUUAGUAUUCCAGCCACAGUUUUACGUUGUCCCAACUGUUGACGAUGCUAUAUGGAGUGUACAGUGCAUACCAAAGAUUUUCUGCUGUACCAACAGUAGCACACAGUCACCUUUUCUGUCUUCCACAACCAAUCACUUUCUUUGACACUUUUAAACCCAAACCCAGUAAAAAACAGCAAAACUGGAUGGGUUCCAGUCAUUUCAGGCUGGAUUUUAACCAUUUACCAACUAGGAUGCAAAUCAUUUAAAUCAAGAAAUGAAAUACAAACUGGAAAAUGAAGCUAACUGGAAGAACAAAAAUUCCAGAUUUGAUAAUAUGAACUUUGGCUACACUGAACAUGUGCAGAACGUUUGGGGCCUUUUUUAGGGAUAAAGUUACUAAAGAACAUCAGCUGGUAUUGACAGACAAAUGCCAAAAACCCAUUUCUGUCGAUAAGGAAUACCCCAACUAGAAUUUAUUUGUUGUUCUGAGAAACAAGUUCUACUAAUGUUUGCAGUGAAAAGUUUCCUUUUACCUCCCAGAAUGUUCUGAAAGGUACAAAAUCUAACUUUCUACAGUGAGUUCCAUCGAUUACAUUCUCAAAACGUCCACCUUUAUUAAUAUGGAUAGAACGUUCUAUCAUUGAGGGUCUCAAUAACGUCUUAAUGUUUUCUCAGUGUUGCAUUAGAACAUCAUUUAUCUGUUUUCAUUGGGGAAGAACCUUCUACAAUAUGUUCCCUCAAAACAUCCUCAGAACAUUGCAAGAAGAAUGUUCCACCUUUGUUCUAUGUAACAUCACAAGAAUGUUUUCUAAAAAUCAUUUGAGGCUUCGAUAACAUCUGGAACACGUUUUAAUGUUGGUUUCAGAAUGUUCUUUUGUUAUCACGGAACAUGGUAAGAACAUUCUGCAAACUUUCUCAGAACAUAUUUGUUAAUAAAUCAGAUUACAAGAAAGUUCUAUUUUAAAAAAAAAAAAAAUCAUCUGAUGCCUCGAUAACAUCUAAAAAAAUUUCUUUGGAAUGUUAGUUCAAGAACCUUUGCAAUCAUGGAACAACAUCUCUAAAUGUUAGAUCUUUUUAUUACCUUUAAAGGAACAUCAUUUGAAAUGGAAAUAUUCUUAAGACAUUCUUUGAAUAUUUAAUGGGAACAUUCUUCUUAAAGAAUUUCUGGAACCUUUAGGUAACGUUUGCCAGUGUUGUAGGAACAAUGCUAAAAAAUACACUAAUCAGUUUCAUUGAUCAUAGUGAAAAUGUUGUUCUAUGAGCAGUCCGUAUACGUUACAUGUUCAGUUUAGCCACGGGACUAAAAUCUAUCAAAAAAAAAAGAAGGAAUGAAGUCGGCUAAGUUGAGUUUCGGCUAAUGAAAUAAAGCGCUGCUGGUUUGGGUGGAAAAGUUUAGAAAGUUUAACAUCAAAUUUUGGAAGGUGACUUGUUUGUCGUAGUUCAUGCUGGAGGAAAAACCUCACAAAAGGAGUGAACAUGCCGACUGUCGUAGCAAAGAAAAGCCAUGUUAGCUUGUUCUUUAGGGGGGAGGAGCUGCGCUGCUGCUAAACAAUAAAACAUGAAACAACCAAAAAAGUCAACACCUGCUGAGAGAAACUGCUAAAAUAUCGGUCAAAUAGCUUUAUCCUUUAGUUUUCUCUCUGUCUUUCUGUGUGUAAAGCUUCUAGUCCAAAGAAAUCCUCCGCCUACCUGACCCUGCCGUCCUGCUGGCCACGCCCAAUGGAGGGGCGUGGCUUCUGGCUCAGGUGGUGGCGGCCAUUUUCCAUUCCCACUUGCAGUUCUGUCUGGAUGUAAAAAAACAGGCUAAACCUGCCAAACCAAAAAGAAAAAGGGUAUGAAACCAAAAAAUAACCGUCCCAAAGAGGUUUUCAUUGCUUGUUUAUUUUGAAGUACUUCAAAUUAUUUGCCAAUACUUUGUCUGUUAUUAUGACCACUUUGUUCCUUCCUAGGUUUUUGCAAUAUGUGAUUUCUUUAUUUAAUGUAAUUUAUGUUUUCUUUUUGUGAAUUAAUUUAAGUGAACAAAUUUUGUUGCCAAAUCUCCCUCUGAACCCUUUUCCCUCGACGAUGAUUAGCUUUGCCAAAGUUUACAUGUACGUUCCCUUUUCUUUCUGUUUGAGGCUGUAUUUAUUUAUGAGGUGUUUUAGAACACACUAGUUUUGUACUUAAUAAUAAUUUAAUGUUAUUUAAUUAGAUGUAAUUGCUUUUUGAUGAAUAUUUAUGAGUAUUUAAGAAUGUUAGUUGCAUCAAAGAUGCAGUGCUUAUGCCAGGCCUGUUAAUUUAUUCUUAGUUAGCUUUACUUUAAAAAGCAAAAUGAAAUGUUGUGUUAUGAAUGUUUAGACUUAAUGACAGAACAAUGUAGGAAUGUCAGAUUAGACUCGCGUACUUCUGAAUGUCAACACUUGCUCUCACUAUUUAGCCAAUCUAGUUUUUAUUUAUUUUUUUGUCCUGGGAAUGAUUUUUUGCUUUAAUUGUUUUUUGGGAAAUGAAAACAAUCUUAUGACAAAUAAUAGCCGACUGAAUGAUGAGCACUGCAUCUGUUUUUCUUUUGUGAUUUUUAUGGCUAAUUUAUUUUGCUGUUUUAGUUUUCGCAUCCUGCUGAUCAUUGCUGAACAAGCAAUGAAUUUCAGACUGAUGUUCUAGUGACACUUGAUCAGGUGACGUAAGGGCCACACGUUGAUAUAAACCGACUCUCCAAAGAUGACUGGAAUCCUUGAGAGGCCAAUAAACUGUGUGUGUUUACAUCCACGCAGCUCGGACACUGGUUACGCUCUUAUUUACGCCGCGAAACGAUCACGUUUAGACGUCUUCAAAAGCACCAUUUUCUGCCCGAACAAGAUGGAUUGCUGCGUGUAAACCAAACUCUUGUUGCAUUUUAGCAUCAAGAUGAUAAUUUUAUGUCAUUCAUUGAAGGCAAAAGAGGCUGUAAAUGGAAAAAAGCGGGUUUAACUGAGUAUCUGAGUGAUCAUAGAAAAACUUGCUCUUCGAGAUUCGAAAUUCAAUCAAAACCAUGACAUGGUGUUUAGUCUGAUACUAGCGAACAUAAAAUCAGUUAAUUUCCAACUUUUUCUGCGUCCCUCUGUUGGUUUGGGGGCUUAUCCGUGUUACAUUAUUGACGAUUUCAGUGUUUGACUGCGUGAAUGCAAACACACCGACUUGUUUUGCCCGUUAGGAAGGAAAACUGAGGAGUCCCUUAAAGCUAGCUGCUUCCAAGACUGACUUUGUCUGUGUGUAAAAAGAAAAAGGAAAAAAAAAAACUUUCUAUUUCAAUAGUGAGAACCAGAGAGGCUACCUCACUGACUUUCCAUUUGUCCUUUUAAUCGUGUUGAUGAAACCAAAGAAACCAAAGAUUUGUUUCCUCUUCGGUACGGUCUGCGCUCAGCUCCAUGCUUUUGUGCUUCAAUGACGAAGCCACAUUUUCUACCUUUUUUUAAUUUCCCCUUUGCUCUCGCUUUCUCUUUCUGUCUUUUCCCCUGUUUCUACCUUAGAUUCACAUCGCCUCUUCUCCUCAAAAAGAAUAAGUGUGACGAGGAGAAGGAGGCUGGUGUCAAGUAGCAUCAGGCCAGAUGCAGACUUAGAUUGUCGACAUGUUGAUUUAGUUGGUUUAAUCAGUCGUGCAGAUAUUUGCCUUGAAAUUCUCAUCAUUUUCAAUGACCUGUAUUAGGCACCCUCAAACUUAGUAAUUUGUCAGACAUUAAAAAAAGAUGCAGAUUUAUAAGAAAAGCCUCAAACUUAGGAGCAAUUGAUAUGCAGAUAAAUGGACCUCCAAGGUCUUUAUGUGCUUUAGAUGACCAUUUGACACAAAAUAAGACCACGAAUGACCAAAAACAAUGUGUUGCACUGUAAUACAACGGCAUCAGAGUUGUGGAACCUCAUUGGACUUAUGGUGCUAAAACUAGAUAAAAGUACAAGAACAAUAAAAGUACUCCUUCAACCAGGUACUGAGUUAUAAAGGAAGAAGUCUUUGCAUUCUCUUCAUAUCCUCACAUCCUGUUUCUUCAGCACCAGCAAGCUCUCAGGUCUGUUUUUAAUUAGAUGGCUAGAUGUUACCAACUUUGUGCUGCAAAGCAACUUUAAAGACGCAACGUUGCUGGGAUCCUGUGUUUUAGUGGCAGGAAGUAGGGAUGUUAAUGAUUAAUGAUUAUUGUGCAUUACUGUUUUAACAAAUUAAAAAUAUAUGGACUGAUAAAGACAUGCAUUUUAGGAAAUGGGUUGUAGAUUAGCUGUAGUACCUGGCUUCACCAUUAAGUGGAACCUCUUACUUGUCGUGACCCGAGGAGGUGGUCAUUUGGAGCAUUAGCUAGGAAUGGGGCACCAUGACAAAGACUUAUGUGGCGGUUAAUGACCUCCGACCAGCAUACAUUUCUUUAAGACAACUUUAAGGCUACUAAGACAGCAAAUCUACAAUAGAGGGCGGUUAUGAGGUAACUGAUUAUGCAGUAAACAUCAAGAUCCCAUGGUUAAACAUCACCUAAUUAGAAAUAUGUUCGCUAUACAACAUAAAGUUGAACAAUAAAUUGAUUUAUUAUGAAUGCUGAGGGUUACGAAAAUUUGCAUUCCUAUUAGAAAGACCAACAGACUGUGACUCUUGUAUUUGUCUAAAUUUGUAAAGUCUGGUGCAUACAGGAAAGGUUAAUAUUAACCCAUUACCUUCUAAAAAUACACCUAGACACCCAGUUUAUCUGCUGCAGUUCAUAGAGGACAUGUAUUAAAGCAUCAGCAUGCUGUCAUGUUCACAGUGGCAAUGCUAAAAUGUUGCUGGGUAACAUUAACCUUCUUCAUUUAGCAUGAAAAUAUUUGAUAAUUAGCACUAAAGACAAUGCACAGCAUCAGAAAUCAAAAGUCAGGGAAUCACCAGGAAUGAUUUUUCCCAUUGGUGCCGUGAAUAUCUGUUCCAGAUUUCAUUGCAAGCAACUUUUUACAAAUUUGAAAGUGGAAAAAAGUGGUGGAAAAGCACACCAGCACGAACAUCCCUACAGCCACAGUGUGGGUUUUGCUAAAAAUCCACUAGCAGUUACUUCAAUUAACAUACGGCUAAAAAUUCUUGGAGACCAAACAUGACACAUUUCCAAAAACAACAUUCCUCAGCUGUUAUUUCAGUGCAAAACAUCGCAAAUAACAACAACCUCAACAAAUCUGAGUUGUCGAUGUUCUUCUUUGUUCUGCUCUGGUGGCCUGACUGCAUCCACGAGAAAAAAAAAACCAUGACCCUGAGAUAGAUGAUGAUCUGAAAAUACUCCUAGGACCUUAUACUGAUCACACAUCUGGUUGGAAAAGCAAAACAAACUGGAGAGGAUUGUGAAGCGAAAGAGUCACAUCAUCUACACACAACUUCACAUACAUCAAAAUCAAGGCCCACAACACUACAUGUAAUCAUCUCCGUAAUCAUUAAUAUUUCAUAAUAGGAGCAAUAUGCAUACAGGAUUAUAAAUGUCUAUACAUCCAUCUGUGCCAUUUGGCUUCCCUUCUCACAAGCAUUUGGCUUAAAAAUCAAACAGGGAAGCCAAACAGCAGAGGAACCAAAGGAACCAACCUCUGAAAAUCGCAUCAACUGUUCAAACUCCUACUUUGCUUUUCCAAACCAGGCUGCUUCAGAAACACAGAUGUAGAGAGCGCUUUCGUUGCAAAGUAUGAGAUAACCUUGGAUGAGUGCCUUGCUUGAACCAAAGCGAAGUCUAGACCUCUCUGUUGUGCUGUAAACUUCCUAUUCCUGUGAAAAAGAAAAUACCUCAGCGCCACCGCCGUCGUAGCGCGGCUCAUGCGCCUGAGUUUCCUUUCUGCUCUCUGGAACUUUGCAAUGCAAUCAACCCAAAGACAUCCAGAGUUAAUACCAAAGGCUUCCUGUUCUGUUCUACUCCUCUCCUCUCGUUUUUUCUUUCUCUUUUCUGAGCUGGUUUCCACAGUUUGGUUUUCAGUGUAGCUGCAACAACCAAAAAAUGUAGAAUACCAGAAACUCAAGGUAGUCUGACCGUAUGGAAUCAAUGUAAAGAGGUAAAAAAGUUUGAUGUCAUGGUUUUCCGUUGAUGCGGAAGACCAAAGAGACUUACAAACUUUGGUAUCUCACUAUUGAUGAGUUCACAAAAGCUGUUUCUUCAACGUCACAAAAUUUGCUUAUAUAAUGUGUUAGCAAACCUGUUGCCUCAGUAUCAUCAAAUAGUUUUUUCAAGUUCAUAAAGUGUCAGGAGUACUACUGUGUCCUGAAAAUUAAUAUUAACAGUAUUUCCCAAUACCAGUUCACGAGAAAACAGGAUAGUUAUUUUGAAAUCUUGUCUUGUUGAAUCCAUGAUGGAAGCAUAAACCUGCCAAUUGGUUCUCUUGUGAUCAUAGCAUGCUAGCAAACCUGUUCUCUCUGUAUUUUCUAAUAUUUUGUCUCAAGUAAAUGUAAUGUUCAUACGAUUUUAGCAUUCUGAAAAUAAAUGUUCCCCAAGAAUUUUCCCCACAAAAAGAAGUUAUUCUAAAGUCUUGUCAUGUUGAAUCCAUGAUAAACGCAUAAUCCUGAGAAUUGGUUUUCUUGUGAUCAUAACAUGCUAGCAAACCUGUUUUCUCGGGUUAAAUUCCCUGUCAGGAUGAUGACUGCAUCCUGAAAAUUAAAAUAAACAGUGUUUCCUAACAGUUUCAUAAGAAAACAGCGUAGUUAUUUUGAAAUCUCGUUAUGCUGAAUCCAUGAUGAACGCAUAAUCCUGUCAAUUGGUUUUCUUAUGCUAGCAAACCCGUUUUCUCAGUAUUGUCUAAUAUUCUCUUCAAGUAAAUAUAAUCUGAGGACCAUUUUAGCAUUCUGAAAAUAAAUAUGAUGAAUUCUACUUCCCAAGAAUUUCUCAACAAAAAAAAAAGUUAUUCUAAAAUCUCGUUAUGUUGAAUCCAUGAGGAACUCAUAAUCCUGCCAACUGGUUUUCUUGUGAUCAUAACAUGCAAGCAAACAUGUUUUCUCAGUAUUAUCAAACAUUUCUUUCAAGUAUGAGUGAUGACUGCAUCCUGAAAAUUGAUGUAAAUAAUAUUUCCGAAGAGUUUCACGAGAAAACAGGAUAGUUAUUUUGAAAUCUCGUUAUGCUGAAUCCAUGAUGAACGCGUAAUCCUGCCAAUUUGUUUUCUUGUGAUCGGGAAGUUUCUUAUCACAAGAUUUCGAGUCUUUAACCAUAAACAAACCUAUAUAUUCAGCCAGUGUUGGUGGAAAUUCAGCUCUUUCUUUCUCCAUCCUCCCUUUUCCCUCUUUUCAAAUGGUUGCAAAGCUUUAAACGACGAAUAUACGUGGAGGCAAACUUGCGAGCGUUGUGCGCAGACCGUGCUCUCUUUACCAAACUGUUGCAGAUAUACCUCAUAGACACUAGUGUUAGGAUGAUGUUAUAAUAGCGUAUGUCAUAAAUUAUUCACUUGCUCUUCUUCCUUUUUUUUUGGAAACUGUAACUUUAAACCAAUGUGGGGAAAAAAAGCUUUAUACAUUUUUGAGUUGUGAUUUUUUUGUGAUAGUUAAAAAGGUGCGCUAAAACCAAAAAUUGAAAAAUGCUUGUCUUCUUCUUCUUCUAUGCUCUCUUUCUUGUUGAUAUAUUAUUGUUCUCCCUCCGUCCAAUCUGCCGAGGACAGAGGGUUUCAUGAUUUAAACUUCUAUUUCCAUUUUUUUUAAUCUCUGGUUCUUUUGACUGGGUUUUCGUCGCCCUCGUGUGGCUAUUUUUGGGAACAAAAAAUCUGUUCCAGCCCAGAAUAAUACGGCUACUUUGAUCUGUUUAUUUUGUAAAUUUCAUUUCAGGUUCAUUUCAAUGCACUUCUCUUUCAAAACUCAUUUUAGUGUCCUUCCUUCCUUGUGUUGUAAUGCUAGCAUCACAUUACAUAACCCAUACAGCAGUUCUAUAGCCCAGAUUUUAUGCAUGAGUAUAAUUAGCUAGCCAUGUAAUGCAUUGUGAUUCUUAUUAUUAACCUUAUUAUUACCAUCUUCUCAUUUCAUUCCCGACACGUUACGCUCUACACACAGAACUUUGUGUUGCAUUAGUUCAACCUCUGACCUGCUGAUGUAAAACAUGAUUGUUUGCUUCCAUUUAAAUCAGUUGCAGAGCGUGCAGCUAGCAUGUAGCAUUAGCAUCAACAGAGAGAUAGGAUCAUAAGGGUUCUGAUAGUUUAGGGGUAAAAUUUUCAGCUAAUUUGGAUACUUGACCUUCCCAUGACGUGUUGGACGUAUGAGCAGAUUCUGAUUGAAUUUAAAGCAACCUCAAUCCACGUUAGCUAGCUUAGCUUCUGCACAUACCAACACCUAAACCUGAAGUCACAAACUGUAACAUUUGGUGGUGUAGAAAAGUCCAAACUUUUUGACAAGGAAGCCCUUCUGUGCAGGGAAGGGAGUUGCUUCAAACUCUGUAUUUGCGCUACAAAGUUGAUCAUUUUAGCCACUGGGGGGCAGAACAUGACAUUUAGUGCAGAAAUCUGCAAUCAAAACCAAAGCAAGUCAUUGAAAUGUUUCAAGAACAAGAGCGAGAGAACAAAUGCAGUAAUGAACAAAUAGAAACUUAAAAGUUGUUCCACUCAAAGGGAUCAAAGUUAGCUUAACGUCGACUUAAAAGACGAGAACAUGUUUGUUGACGAGAUAAACUAAUGAAGGUGAUGAUAAAGUUACUUCAGUGUUUUAGCAAGACAAGAAUGUCAAAUGGCAAAUAUUAAGUAUGAACUUUAAGGUCAACAAGUUUGACCGAAGCGAUUGUAUUCAUGUCCAUGCAGUGUUAGCGAAAGACAAACAGAGCACUUCCAGUUUUACUUGUCUUCCAUUCUCGGUUAGCUUCUGAGCGCAAAUUCCAGAAAAAACAACAACGGACGAAGUAUUUAUCCCCAAAAAUAAACAGUCUAACUUUAUUCCCUUAAGAUAUUCCUAUUUAUAGUUUUUUUUUUUUUUUUGGAUAUUGAUGAAGUUGCACCUGUAGAUUUAUGUGCUAAAUGCUAAAACAUUAGCUUAAACCUGUGCUGAUUACAAUUUAGUUUUUGGACGAACCGGUUUCAUUUUGUAAAAUCGCGAACAUUAUAGUUCUUAAGUUGCUCAAAUACAAAACAACCCCAAAUCCAAAAGGACAAUAACUUGGACAAACAAGGUUUUGCUAGCAAGCUAACAACAUGAAACUAAUCCGUUAAAACAGAAGCUCCAGUCAGAACUAAACUCAUCUGUUUUGAUCCCAACAUCAGCAGUAAGAAGUCAAAGGUCAAAGAGGUGAAUCCAUGAUGUCAGUUUUUAAAUAAAAUCACAAUCAGUCCAUGUUUUAAGUUCCUACAGGAGCUGCGAUGGAGAAUAAUUACAGCAGUUCGAUCAAAUUAUCCAAUCACAUAUUUUCCCGCCAAAACCUCACUUUCCCCCAAAAUGGUACUUAAGUCCUUAUAUUUUUGGUUUACGGACAUUUUUUAUUUUUAUUUUUUCGCCUUUUCUUCUGCUUCCUUUUCUAUUUUCUUUGAUUGUUGUCAUAGAGUAAUCAGAAUGGAUCAAAUGAUGCAUUUUUAUUUUUGACAUUUGGUUGGAACAGAAAAAGAAGUGACUGCAAAAACUUGUGGUGUGGAAUAAAAUGAUGAUCAGACAUGAAGGAGAUAUUUGGAGAAUUUAUGUUGUUCCACUCUAUGUAUAAAAGAAGAAAAAAAAUCAAUAAAGAAAUCACAAUGGUCUUAUCCAUGUA
This is a messenger RNA of Amphiprion ocellaris (clown anemonefish), 16069 nucleotides long. It is a transcript of the gene onecut2, whose product is annotated as one cut homeobox 2. Gene Ontology annotation, molecular function: RNA polymerase II cis-regulatory region sequence-specific DNA binding; DNA-binding transcription factor activity, RNA polymerase II-specific. Gene Ontology annotation, cellular component: nucleus. The record is from RefSeq and is a predicted model, not a curated record. Bases 309 to 1796 code for a protein of 495 amino acids. The transcript is spliced from 2 exons. Lineage: Eukaryota; Metazoa; Chordata; Actinopteri; Pomacentridae. Gene Ontology annotation, biological process: regulation of transcription by RNA polymerase II.